Molecule: messenger RNA, 8499 nt
Organism: Cercocebus atys (sooty mangabey)
Lineage: Eukaryota; Metazoa; Chordata; Mammalia; Primates; Cercopithecidae
Gene: ZDHHC15
Product: zinc finger, DHHC-type containing 15
Exons: 12
Coding region: 2948-3961 (337 amino acids)
Biological process (GO): protein targeting to membrane; peptidyl-L-cysteine S-palmitoylation; synaptic vesicle maturation
Cellular component (GO): endoplasmic reticulum; Golgi apparatus
Molecular function (GO): protein-cysteine S-palmitoyltransferase activity
Source: RefSeq, a predicted model, not a curated record
CUGGAAGAGGCAAACUAUGGAAACACUAAAAAAAAAUCAACAGUUUCCAAGAGUUGUGGAGAGGGAGAGAUGAACAGGUAGAACACAGAGGAGUUUUAGGGCAGCAAAAAUAUUCUAUAUGAUACUGUAAUGGUGGAUACAAGAUAUUAUAUAUUUGUCCAAACCCACAGACUAUACAACACCAAGGGUGAAUGCUAAUAGAAUCUAUGGACUUUGGAUGAAAAAUAUGUGUUGAUGCUGAUUCAUAGAUUGUAACAAAUGUACCACUCUGGUGGGGGAUGUUGAUAAUGGGGGCUAUGCAUGUGGUGGUAGGGGUUAUAUGGGAAAUCUUUGAACCUUCCUUUCAAUUUUGCUGUUAAUCUAACAUUGGUCUAACAAAUAAAGUCUUUAAAAAUAAAUUUAAAUAAAUGUAGGCUUUGCAUGCUAUAUGAUCUAUGUCACAACUACUCCAACUCAGCAUUGUACAAAACAGCCAUAGACUCUGGGUAAACAAAUUGACAUGAAUGUGUUCCAAUAAAACUUUAUUCUGACUUUUAAAAAGCCAGUGGGCCAUAUUUGCCCCACAAGCAUAAUUUGCCAAUCCUUGAUAUAUACACUUGAACGUGGUUUGUCUCUCUGGUUCUUGACCCUCCAUGCUCCUUUGGGUAUGAGCUAUCCCUGUCAUAAGCCCCCCACCCCAGACUAUUUGAUUAGUGAUCAGGCUUAGAAGAGGAAGAUUUAGGCAAAACUAAUCAUGUCAAAACAUGAAAGUUAUCAACUUCCCCCACAAAAUCUGCUCUUCUCAUAAUAGACCCUAUCAUGGUGAUUGGCAACAUUGUUCAUUCAGGCAUUGAAGUUAGAAAUCUGGUUGUUAGCUUUAACUUAUCUCACUCUUCACCUGCCAACUGGUUGAUAAAUUCUGUUGAUUUCCCCCAACACUAUUAUAUCUUUCCCCUCCUUUCCUCCCCUCAUAGCCUGACUUAGGCCUAGGCUCUUACCAUCUCUUGGUUAGACUACUGUAAUAUCUUCCAGCAAAAGCGCAGUCCCCCAAGUACAUUGUGCUGUUUCACAUACGUUUGCCCUACAUAUUUCCUUUUGCCUGGAAUCCCCUCCUCCUUUAAAUCCUACUCCCAUCUCUUAUCUUCUUGGUGAACUCCUAGUCAUUAUUCAAAACCCAACUGGGACUUUCCCUUUCACACUUAAUGAUUGCCUCCUCAAGGCUACUUGGUUUAAACAGUAUACCCUUGACAAUCCCAAGAUACAUGUUCCACGAGCCCCAAAUUAAUGAAUAUUGGAAAAUUUAAGUAUACAUGUCAGAACCUUAGGGCUCAAAUAAUUAACUGGGCUACUAAAUAUUGUAACUAAAAUGAACUCUGCAUUCCAUUGCAUCAUGAAUUUAGUAACAUCAACCAUAAAAUCAGCUUAAUCUGAAAAGAAACAAUAAAGAUUUUAUCACUUCAGGUAAUUUACUGCAUAUAUAACCAUAAAUAAAGAACAGAGAGCAACCUUGUAGAGACACUUGCUCCCACACAGUAGUCACACAGAAUGUGAAUCACACAUGCAUCUCACCAAAAUCACAAAUGUCUUCAUGUAAAAGACCUUUGGAAAAAAACAGUGAGGGUCAAAUCCAUAAAUGCCAAGAGCCUGCUGUACUUCUAUUAUUGUACUUGUGUCAAUGAACAACUACGGCCCCAAAGAGAACAUGAGCUUCUUGGGGUCAGGCCACUAUUUUGUCAUUCUUUUUGUACCAAAGUUGAUCUAACAGGAAGCAACCACUCCAAAAACAUUUGUUGAAUUAAAUUAUCUUCUAGUUGAGCUUCCUACUUCCAGGCCAUCUUCCUUUCCAAAAUCCUGCCAGUUAUUUCACAAAAACAUAUUCCUGAUGUCACUCCAUUUUCCCCAAAACUUUGAUGGCUCUUCAUAAUCUGCUUUACAUGAUUAUGUCCCCAAGCCAUGCUAGGACAUAUAAGAGCCUUCACACCACGGCCUCAUAUUCCCAGUCUCAUUCGUAGCCUCUCUUCUUCACACACACUCUUCAAGCCACACUAGCUGCUCCUGGAACAUUUUUGGACUUUCAUUACUCUAUGACUAUGACUUUUAAAUGCUGUUUUCUCUAUCUAAAAGGUCCUCCUCCUCUCAUCUGCCUGGAAAACCUGAAUUUAUUAAUAUAGCUCAGCUUAAAUAUCACUACCUUUGUAGCUUUCCAUGACCCCUCUCAGAAUCACUGUCUCCCAUGACCCCUCUCAGAAUCACUGUCUCCCUCAUUUGUUUUUUUAUACCAAUGUGUUUGUUCUAAAAACAUACUAAGCUGAUUCUGCGGGUAGGGCAAAGGGAAGGAGGGAGGGCCCUGUCAAAGGACUUACCCAAGCAGCGACUGCGGCACUACGUGUUAAGCAUAUCGUUCAAGCAGCAGUGGGAGGAUGGAGCUGGAUGGCCUUCAUGUUAUGAGAUGCUAUGGCUCGCAUCUUUCACACUGCGUGUGUGUGUGUGUGUGUAACUGUGUGGGGGGCAGCAGGAGGAGAGAAAGAAAACGAAGCGGGAGAGAGAGACAGAGACAGAAACAAAGAGGGCGGACGCAGUGCAGUAAGAGCAGAUGGGCGGACCCAAAUUUCUUCUGCUUCACGAUUUUGCGGAGGUCCAGCCCUGCAUCCAGCCUUGAAACACGGGGUGGGGAGGAGGCGGAAAGGGGAGGGACUGCACUCCCUCUGAGCGUGCUAGCCCCGACUGCCUGACGGAUCACCCUUCCGCUCCAACAUCGCUAGUUCCUCAACGCCGUGACUCAAGCCUAUUGUGCCAGGCGGGGCGCACUCAGCAGCGCAGCCCCACAGGUGGCGACGGCUCGGCGAAAGGGUUCCCGCCAGGCUAGGCAGUGGAGUGCCGCACAGCGCGCCUUCCCGCCUCGCAACCGCCACCCUAGCGGUUCCGACCCGGCGCCAGCAGGCCUGCUUGGUCGAUCUUCGAGCCAAAGAUGCGGCGAGGCUGGAAGAUGGCUCUGUCUGGGGGGCUGCGGUGCUGCCGCCGGGUACUGUCCUGGGUGCCAGUGCUCGUUAUUGUCCUCGUCGUGCUCUGGUCCUACUAUGCCUACGUCUUUGAACUCUGCCUGGUGACUGUUUUGAGUCCAGCAGAAAAAGUUAUUUACCUCAUAUUCUACCAUGCCAUCUUUGUGUUCUUUACCUGGACCUACUGGAAGUCUAUCUUUACACUCCCACAGCAGCCAAACCAGAAGUUCCACUUGUCCUACACAGACAAGGAGCGCUAUGAAAAUGAAGAGAGACCUGAGGUCCAGAAGCAGAUGCUUGUUGAUAUGGCCAAAAAGCUACCGGUUUACACAAGAACUGGAAGUGGAGCUGUACGAUUCUGUGACCGGUGUAAUCUGAUCAAGCCAGACCGCUGCCACCACUGCUCUGUCUGUGCUAUGUGUGUGUUAAAAAUGGAUCAUCACUGCCCUUGGGUUAAUAACUGCAUUGGAUUUUCCAACUACAAAUUCUUCCUUCAAUUCUUAGCUUACUCUGUUCUCUACUGCCUGUACAUUGCUACAACAGUCUUCAGCUAUUUCAUCAAAUACUGGAGAGGGGAAUUACCCAGUGUUCGCUCUAAGUUCCAUGUCCUUUUUCUUCUCUUUGUGGCCUGCAUGUUUUUUGUCAGCCUUGUGAUUCUCUUUGGUUACCAUUGUUGGCUUGUCAGCAGAAACAAAACCACCUUAGAGGCCUUCUGCACUCCAGUGUUUACAAGUGGCCCAGAGAAAAAUGGGUUCAACCUUGGCUUCAUCAAGAAUAUCCAGCAGGUGUUUGGAGAUAAGAAGAAGUUCUGGUUAAUACCUAUUGGUUCCAGCCCUGGUGAUGGACACUCCUUCCCUAUGAGGUCUAUGAAUGAGUCACAGAACCCACUGCUAGCAAAUGAAGAACCCUGGGAAGACAAUGAGGAUGACAACCAAGAUUAUCCAGAAGGCUCAUCAUCUCUUGCUGUGGAAACGGAAACGUAGCAGUUUUCACAUUUCCUGCAUCUCUCAGACAGGACUCACCAUCUCUGCCUCCCAUGAGGCUUACAGAGUUCAAUGUUGGAAAUCAUUGUAAUCUUCAAAAUAAGUCACCGUGUUGGAUUCAAAGCUUCAAAAUUUGAAAGAAUUCCAUGAAAUACUUGCUGUGUAAAUGUUUCUGGACUUCAUAUUAUUUAAUUUACUGACUGAAAUCCAAUUUGGAAUUUGGCAGCAGUUAAUUCAAGCCAAUUUUUUUGUUUCUUCAUUUCCCCUCCCCCAAUCCAUGAAAGCCUAAAUGUAAAAUAUAUCUUUUCAUUCAUCUUAUCAGGUAAAAGGAAAUUCAGAAAAUUUCCUUGGGGUCUUUAAUUCCCCCACAAAGAUUAUUAAUCACAUAUAUAGGGCCUUUUUGGUGUUGAACCGAAUCGGACUACAUUUGCUGUUUGUGUGCAUGUGCAUUUGUGAACAUGUACAGCAUAUCUAUACAAAAUUCUGCUAUGGUGUGAAAAUCAAGGCUAAAAACCUGAAGCCUUUGUUUAAUUAUGCUUUUCCUCUAAAUAGCAACUUAAAUAUUUGCUGGACUUUGAACCAUCGCUAUAUCAAGUAUCUAAAAUUUGGGAGGGUGAUUCAGUACACUGUGACCAACGUCCUCAAAUUGGAAUUUGAACAACAAUGUAAAACCUGUUCUGUCACAAAUGUUCCUGAAAGCACCACAGCUACUCAAGAAGAUCAAAAUCAGGACAUAAACUUUAUUAAACAUAAUAAUCAGUGUUUUAAAGACUUUUUUGUCAGGGUGCGGUAAAAUUCUCCAAUUACUUUUAUUCAUUUAUCUGCUACCUAGUUUUAUUUUAGCCUUUAUGAAUUAUUUUUAUGAUGAAAGAAAAUCUAUAAGCCUAAGUUAUGGCCCAUAGGUUUUGUUAAGGAUUUUCAGAGUGACUUUUCAAGUUUAAUUUCCCUGCCUUUCAUAAGGGUAAAGUUUCACAGCUGACAUUAGCCUGAGGAUUAGCACUAAAGAGCUGUGUUUUCAUAGCAGGAGCUAUUGUACAGACAGUGAUAACCAAAUAGUAAUAUGCCAAUUCUUUCUUCUUUUUUUAACUUCAGUAGUAGCUAAACCAUUAAUACAGUUUGCAUCAAUUUACCCAUUUAUUUAUAAUCAGCCUUUCUUUUAGUCCUAGUGCCUGAAUCAAUGAGUGAGAAUACUAGUACUGCUUCUUUGCAAUAAUAAUAUCUUAAGAGUAUUGAUGUCUUUCAUUUUUUUCAUUCAGCAGUCUAGUGCCCAGCUGCUGACAAUAAAAGCUCCAACUCUUACAGAGAUCAGUGGAAGUUAGAAGCAUCUUACAGGUAUCAAGGAAUUGAGCUUCUAGAGGGAUGGUUUGGCUUACUAAUUAAUCAUCCCUGAAAUAUUUUCGAGUAAAAAAGAGUUGCCUGCCACAAUUUAGUGUUGGGGUUGCAGUGGAGCUGAGAAAGUGAACAAUCCAGCUACUUAAAGCAACAACAAAAACCUGUUCAUCUGGACCCCUAGGUAAUUUUGAACAAGGUGAGACUUUUGUCAUAAAUUAAAUAGAUUGUGGUCAGCAUUACAUUUGAGAGAAUACUAGACAUGAUUACACUUAUUAGGACUGUUUCUUAAACUCAGAAGCUAAAAAGCAGCCUAGAUGACUGUGCACACACUGGGUUUCAUGAUGAAGUCUUCUUAUAUAUUCAGAUGGAAAAAAAAUUUCCCCUUACACUCUUUCUCAAAGUACUCUCUUGUUUGAGUUUUUCUUGAAAGCUUAUUUGGCCAUCCCCAUGGUUUUAUGACAGACAAGCCUUGUCUUCUAUUCAUAUAGAUAUGCACCUUUUCUACAUGUAUGGCCUUUACUUACUACACAGUGAGUAGGCCUCAAAGUAAUCUUCCUCUUUCCCAUCAAUCAUCUGCCAAGCAUUCAGGCAGAGCAGCUGUUAACUAUGAUUCAAAGUCAGAAAAACAUCAAGAACUUCUUUGAUGCAUAGGAUGUAUCAGCACUCAGCUCCCACAGAAGUCAACUCACAAAAUCUAGUAUCAGUUAACUAUAAGGAAGUUCUGGAGAGGUAAAGCUCAGGAAAGCUAUAAUGCAAAGCUGAUUGUUUAAUGUCUUACAGAUUUACACUGUCUUUAAAAGGCCAAAUAAGGCUGGGCGCGGUGGCUUACGCCUGUAAUCCCAACACUUUGGGAGGCCGAGGUGGCCAGAUCACCUGAGGUCGGGAGUUCAAGACCAGCCUGACCAACAUGGAGAAACCCCGUCUCUACUUAAAAUACAAUAAUUAGCCAGGAAUGGUUUUGCAUGAUUGUAAUCCCAGCUACUCGGGAGGCUGAGGCAGGAGAAUUGCUUGAACCUGGGAGGCGGAGGUUGUGGUGAGCUGAGAUUGUGCCAUUGCACUCCAGCCUGGGCAAUAAGAGUGAAAUUCUGUCUUUAAAAAAAAAAAAAAAAAAAAAAAGCGAAAUAAAUCAGCGUUUUAUCAGGGGGCUCAGAGAUAAAAAGAAACCCUAUUCCUAUUGUAGCAUUUUGGUCUCAUUGGUUUAUAGACUCUGAUAAUAUCUCCAUCCACGGAUAAUUUGAGUGUUGACUAAUGUACAUAGGUACCCAACUGGUUGAUUAUUAAUCAAGAAUACAGAGUUCUGUUUAAUAAUUAGCACACCCUGAUUGGCUUCUUUGCUUGGUUUUCCUUGGAUCCCUGUCCAGUAACCUCUGUGGAAUCUCAUUCCCUAAUCGUUGAUACUCAUUUUCUCCGUUUGCAAAAUGAAGAUACUCAUUGCUAGGAUCCUACUGCUGAAGGGUGUUAUGUAACUUUCUAGUGCUCUUACAUGUCUUUAAUUAUAGGACUGGAAUGAAAAGUUUAACCAUACAGUAUUUCUAAGCAAAAUAGUGUACUCCAUUCUUUUAUCCGUGCUCUCAUUGCUGAUUUGUUCUUGCAGAACUUAGAACACUUUGUUCAUGUUCUUCCAUUCACUCCAAUAGGGUCCUCAGAAAGAGACAGAAUAAAAAAAAUGUUCCCCAUGGUAUAGCUGGAAAUAUUAAGGAGAAAAGAGUUUAAGUGAUCCCCAAUGGAACACAGCUGUCUUAUGCAGGGCUCACAGUUAUCAUAUACAGUACACUGUUAAAGUAACUUGGCUUCCCAGGACUGGAAUUAUCAUGGAGCAGUUAGAAUUUUGAGAGUAUUUACAACAGGAUUGCAUUCUGAAAGAGUCACAUUUUGUCAAAAAUCUGAAAAGUAUGCAAUUUGUACAACUCUUACUUUCUAUGUGAUAAGAAUGUAAUAUGUGCCUCUUUCCCCUAUUGGCCCCAUGUGACACAUAUUUUUCACACUAUGUGGCAUCAACCAGUGCCAUUACCUCCUGUGGCAACAUAGAGCCCAAUCUCAAGGCAGACAUUGCCAAGGUAAAGAAUGCGCUCCAUGUUUAUGCCAAAUUGCACAAAGUAUAGACAUUGAGGUUAAUGGAGAUUUAAGCACAAUCCUAGCAAGUAAGUUUUAAGAAUAUUGAAUAUUAUACAUUAUUGUAACAUGAACCUAAAAUUUAGCAGGGCCCAAAUUCAUAGCAAUGUAACAGUCAUUGAAAGCCUAUUCUUUUCACCUCUUAUCACACAUAUCUACAUACGUGUAUGCACAUGUACACACACACACACACACACACACAUUUUCUCCAAAGCAGGCUGCCUGGUCAGCAGGAGCAAAUACUUUAAUUUAAAGGAAUGAUUCUCUGUUUUCUCCUUUUAGAAAAAGAGUCUAAGAAUCACAGCAUAUGAAGAACAUUCAAUUUAUACAUUCCAGAAUCUCUGCUCUCAGAGUAGCUAAGAGAAUUGGUACAAAAGAUGUUCUAUGCAGAAGCACAGAGGGCAUCUAACAAGAUAGUCAGGCCCUUGGAAAAGAUCCAUAUUCUUAGAAAAUUAAUGAAUUCCAUCUCAUUAGGAAUUGGUUGAUGAGGUAUCAUACAUCUGCAUUUCUUUAACCAUAGCUGUAAUGUACCAUAUUAAAUUGUAGCCUUUUGCAUGCGGGAUUGUAUAAUAUAAUAAUGAAUGGGUGGCUCCUAGUAGCAUGCAACCCAUGACUGUUUACGUCCCCAGAAGGGCUAGGUCUGUGUCCUGCACAGUAUUCAAAACCAUUAAAUGUGUUAUUUGUAGGAGGAUGGUACGCAGCCAUCAGCAGAAUGAGUUAAAACCAACAAUGAAUUCAAUAUAUCAGGAAAUAGAUUCUUAGUAGGGAAUGGCAUUAAAGAGAAAAAAAAAACAAUUAGAUAAGAUGCAUUCAAUGAAUAAUUACUUUCACUCUGCUGGCUUAAUCAGUGAAGGAACAGAGAAGGAAAGCUGGCAGUGGGUCUUGGUAAUAUAUGAACUAUAUUGGAGUGCCAGAAAAGGAGACCUCAGUAGUUAAGCCCAAGUUGCCAAUUUGCUACAAUUAUUUUUCCCACCAAUCUGCUCAAAAUGACUGUAUAUAGUAUUCUUAAAACCAUGUGUCUUGGUGCAGAAAUAUUGACAAACGCUGGCCAGCUUUAUCUCCCUAUAUCCUUUAUUAAAAGUAUAUGCAUAUAA